Messenger RNA from Penicillium nucicola, 2421 nucleotides. RefSeq lists its product as uncharacterized. NCBI's taxonomy places the organism in Eukaryota, Fungi, Ascomycota, Eurotiomycetes, Eurotiales, Aspergillaceae. The coding region runs from base 1 to 2421 and encodes 806 amino acids. The transcript has 2 exons. The record is from RefSeq and is a predicted model, not a curated record.
AUGCCCUCACUCACGCUGCAUGACCCGGACAUGAUCCUCCCAUACGAAGGCGAACGCGAGUCCCAAACCCCGUCUCCACCGCAAAUCGCCUACUUGUCGCAUCUCAACUCCCGCAACUACGACCCCAAUGCCCCCAUGGCCGUGGGCUCACGACAGAAGAAAAAUUUUUCCCGCUCGGCCUGGACACACGAGGAUGUAAAUGUCAGUCGUCGCUUGUCGGACAUCGGCGAAGAGCUGUCCCCAGCCAGGUCGGAUAAUUUCGAGACGGGGGACUCUCACGAGUCGAGCUCCCCUGAUGAGCACGAGGCCGAGUCGAGUUCCAGCUCGACCGUGAGCGCGGGAAGUCGACGCGCUUCGGAAACGAGGCCAGUGGAUCGUGAUCUAGCGGCUGCUCAGGCGGAGGUCGUGAAAGCGCAGGCGAGUGUGGUGGGAGCCAGUCCGACCCUGGCGGCCAGCAACUCCGUCGCGUCGGCUGCGGCCGAGGGCAAAGGGCCCGGGGAGGAGUUUUCGUCGGCGAUACUGAGCAGUGAGGCGGAGAGGAUUCUGGAGAAUGCGAAGAAACGCUUGAAUCUUAUGGAAGGGAAUCUGACUCGCGCUCGCUCGACUACGCGUAUGACGCCCUCGCCCUCGCCCUCUACGCCGGGGAAUAUCCCAAUGGGCAUGCACCACCCCGUCGGGGGACUGUAUCGAUCAAUAUCCCGCACCGAUCCCAAGAACUCGUCGCUACGUCGGCAGUCGCUCAUUUCCAAUCAGGAUUCAUCGAAUAAUCGACACUCGAGGGUUCAUUCGGAGACGAACAUCCCGUCCGAGUCGAGCAUGUCGAAUGAUAAGAAGGGCAUGUCUCGCUCAGUCAGCGCCAUGGGCGCGAGUACUUCGUCCAGUCUUCAUACGGAUGAUCGGUCGUUCCAGUACGAGCCGACGAGGGCCUAUCUGACGCAUCGGGCGUCCAUAUCUUCUAUAAGACCUCCGGUGCAAAUCCAAGAGCAACCAGCCGAGCCCGAGACUACGCCGUCGCCUAUCUCGGAUGGAAACAGCUUGGCAGAUUCACCGCAGAGCUUGGGCAUCUCUGAUGAAGAGUCAAAGUCUAGCCCCGACAGUUUCAGUCCUGUGUACAGUUCAUUUGGACCGCCUAGUCGUGCGCAGUCGCAGUUACAAGUGCGCGAUCUGCAGUAUCAGAUGAAGGGUCUGCAUAUCAAGAUCUCUUCGCUCAAGGUGAAGACUCAGGAGGAUAAUCUUCGCAGGCGCAGUCUGCAAAGUUUGCGUACGCCCAGUCCCCUGACGGCUGCUGAUCACUGGUAUGCCAAUGCGCUGGAGCUCAAAGAUGGCCGCAGCAGCCGUGGAUCCAACCCCAGACGUGAUACAAGCUCUGAGUAUGCCCGGCGUGUCUCAAAUGCUGGUUUGCAAAACGACCGGCGUGCCUCGGGGGAUAGUCCUGUGGAGCACCAAGCUGAGAAUGCAUCGACGAAUGCUGGCAAUUGGCAAGAUAAUGGGCCCGAAUACGAUGACAACCAAUCUGUCGCGGAGACCAUGUAUGAAGACGCUGAAGAGGGCGACUAUGACGAGAUCGACCGGGAAGCUCUGGAUGAGAUUCUCCGUGAACCGCUUGACGAUGACCUGGAGGGACCAAUUCAUAUCGAUACUACGCCUCACGAGAUGCGCGAGGAUGCCUUUGACUACGAGCAUUUCAUCUUGCACAGCGCGCUGGGCAAUUUCGCGCGACCACUCCGCCGUGCGAGCACCAGCUCCAAUGGCUCCAUUGAAACCACGCGUCCAACCUACACCGCAAAGCACUCGCGCACCAACAGCGCCAUGUCCGACUCGACGGUGGCAACCUUUGCAACCGCAACCGAAGGCCGCCGAGAUGAUGAAGAUGACAUUGACAGCGUGAUGUACUGGGACCGACGGUUCAAUCACGGUCCGUUUCCACUUCCACAGCCCCCUACUGAGGUCCGAACUAAUCCCCCGACAGAACUCCGACAUGGCCACGGACAUGGACAUGCCCACACUCACUCUCAUUCCCACCACGGCCCCAGUCCCAUUCAAGAAGCCCAAGAACCCGACCGAUCAGAAACCCCCCGUGGAUCCCGUGCCAAUGGGGAUAAUACUCUCACCCCUGUCGACGAGGUCCUCACCCCACAGAAACAAACCGGCCGCUCCUCAACUGCCGGCACCGCAACACCAAACUCCCUCGUCUCAUCCCUCGUCUCGACUGUGCGCGCUGCAUCCAGCACCCCCGUCGCCGGCGGCAUCAACGACGAUGACACGCAGAUGCUGGAAACUCUCUUUGCCAGCCUGGGUAAUGUCUGCAUGGAUCUGCAGGCCAUCACGACCUCUCCAGAGCCCGAUCACAACGCCGCACGUGUAUUACGGCGCCGGCUGGAUGCGGCGCGGAGAGUGUUGGAGGGCGAACUCGACGCUUAA